Plasmodium berghei ANKA is the source of this 3654-nucleotide messenger RNA. RefSeq names its product crossover junction endonuclease MUS81, putative. The coding region runs from base 1 to 3654 and encodes 1217 amino acids. Gene Ontology annotation, biological process: mitotic intra-S DNA damage checkpoint signaling; resolution of meiotic recombination intermediates; double-strand break repair via break-induced replication. The transcript has 2 exons. Gene Ontology annotation, molecular function: 3'-flap endonuclease activity; crossover junction DNA endonuclease activity; DNA binding. Gene Ontology annotation, cellular component: nucleus; Holliday junction resolvase complex. The record is from RefSeq and is a predicted model, not a curated record. Lineage: Eukaryota; Apicomplexa; Aconoidasida; Haemosporida; Plasmodiidae.
AUGGAAGAAAGAAAACAUUAUAAAAAGCUGACUAAUAAAGAAAACAUAAGAAAUUAUAGUAUGCACCCUGACAAUGUAAUUUUUUAUGAAUAUUUUAAUAAUUUAAAAAGAAAGGCAAUAGGUCAGGGUUAUAGUAAUUUGGUUAUUUCAUUUAAAACUAUUAUUGGGUCUAUUUUAAAAUACCCAUUGCCUAUUACAAAUAGCCAAGCUGCAUUUAAAUUAAGAGGUGUUGGUAAAAGCUUUUCACGAUAUUUUGAAACGGUGUUAUCUCAACCUAAAGAUAAUAGCCGUCUUAAAAAAGACGAUAAUGAAAUCAUUUUAUUCAACGAAGAUUCGAAUAAAAUUAUAAAUCAUGUAAAUAAAGUAAUUAACAAUACCGAUAAAUUUUUAAAACAAUUCAACAAAGAUUUUUAUAAUAUCAAAACAAAUGGGGAUGAUUCGGAUGAUACCAUUAUACGAAAUAUAAAGGAAAUACAAAAUGAUCAUAUAAGUCAGGAUGACAAUAAUAAAAGUUCAAAAAAAAAAAAAAAAAAAAAAAAAAAAACGAACAAUGAUAAUAUUCCAAACAAAGACAAUCAAAUGUUGUUUAAUCAGGGUAAUUUAAACUAUUAUAACGAGCAUGAUGGGCAGAUACAAAAGUGCAUUAUUAAUUCUGCGAAUGAACUAAAAAUCAGUAAAUUAUCCUCCCUAAGCAAUAAUGAAGAUGCUAAUACUAACAAAGAAAAGAUUUCUAAGAAUAAAAAGGCGAAAAAAAAAAUUACCGAAUUAUCUGAUAACGAAAAGAAUAUCCUCACAAUUAUUAACGAGCAUAGUCAUAUGUACAAUAAUAAUGCAAUGAGCAAAGAAGAUAUAAACAACGAGUUUUUAAAAUGUUAUAAAACAUCUAUAAAUACAAAUUUUAUAUUAUUAAACAAAUUAAUAAAAUUGGAAUUAUUAGAAAAACUAGAAGAGACUGAAAAUAAUAACAUCAAUUUUUCAAAUGAGAAAAAUGAUAAAAUCAUGCCUAAUAAAAAAACUAUUAGAUCAAAAUGUGCCAAAAAGGUUAGGAUAACCGAAAAAGGAAAACAAAUUUUACAAAUGAAAAAUGAUGAAAUAAUAAAAAAGGAAGAACACAUAAAUGUGAAUGAGGAAAAAAACACGUUUAAAGUUUUUAAUGAUAAAAAGAGUGAAAUGAGCAUACAUAAUGAGACAAGCAAAUUUAGCGAAACAAACUGUGACGAAACUUUUAAUAGUGUUGAAAAUCCGACAAAAACAAUUAAUGAACCAAAAGACCAACUAAUACAAAUUGCUAAGAAUAAUAAUUUUGAAAAUCAUUUUGAGUUUAUAAAAAACAAACAAAUCGAUCAAAAUAUGCUCGAACAAAUUAUGAACGUUGCAACUGAAUAUAGCGAUAAAGAAAUUAAUAAUAUUGUAAAAAAUGAACAACUCGAAGAAAAUAAUAAAAUAGGAGGCUUAAAAAAAGAUGAUAUACUUGAAAAAAACAAUAGUUGUCAACAAAAUUGUCCCAAUACAAUAUCACCAUAUAAAGAUGGUAAAAUAUGCUUUGAUUCAAACUUAAUGGAUGAGAAAAGUAUAAACAUAUAUAAGAAUAUAAAAAAUUAUUCAGAAAAUAAAAGUGAAUUAACAAAUGACAACAAAAAUAAUGAACAAUUUAAUAUUGAAACAAAAUAUUCUCAUGAUUUAGAAAACGAGCAUUUAGAAAGCGAUUCUAGUUAUAAUUUUCAAUUAAAGUUAGAUAAGAAAAAAGAAGGAUUGUAUAAAACAUUAAAUAUAAGCUUAAAAGAUAAAUUACAAAAUAAAACAAUGCAGGAUAAUUCUAAUGAUUGCAAUAAUAAUACUUUAGAUAAAAAUGUGCAAAAUAAAAAUUAUGAAAUUAACACAAAAAAAUUAAAUAACAAUUCGAAUGCUGAAUAUAUUAAUUGUCAUAGUUUAUUUAGUGAAAUGACAGAUGAAGAUGAUAAUAAUAAUGAAAAGUAUGAAUUCUCUAAAAAUAUACAAAAUUGUAAUAAUACUGAAAUAAAUCCAUCCUCAUAUAAUAAUAUAUCAACAUCUAAUAACUAUAUUAAAAAUAUCAAUGAAAAUGCGCCACUUUUUGAAAGACAAAAUAUUAUUGAUAUAAUAGAUCUUUCUGAUAAUGAAGAAUAUAACAUUGUUAAUCCAUGUUCAUCAAAUUAUUGUAAAGAUAAACAAAAUAAUAAUGAGAAUGAAAAAAAACGAAAGUUAACACCCAAUUAUGAUGACAAUAAUAAUGAAUUGAGGAAAUCAAUAGAAAAUAAGGAGCCAUAUUUUCAAAAAAGUGAACCGACGAAAAAAAAACAAAAAAAUAAGAAUUUAAAAAUGGAUGAAGACGGUAAAAUAGAACGGAAUAAUAACGAAGAUGAAAAAGAAAAAAAGGAAAAGAAAAAAAAAAUUGUAGGAGAAAAAAGAAAUAAAAAGAAAAAAAGUAAAAAUUAUCAUACAAAAUCAAAUGCAGACACAGAAAAUCGUGAAGAAAAAGAAAAUGAGGAAAAUAAAAAUACUCGAUAUGGACCUUAUGAAAUAAUAAUGAUAAUUGAUAAUAGAGAUAUUUCAGGAAUGAGUUAUGAAUUCAACGAAAAAUGGAAAGAAAUUUUUAAAAAUAAUAAUAUAAAAUAUGAAACACGAAACUUACCAUUAGGAGACAUUAUAUGGUUAUGCAGAAGGCCGGUUUAUAACAAUAAUAAAAACAUGUCAUCUAAAAGAAAACGUAAGAAAAAAGAAAAGGAAAGGAAAGGAAACAAAAUAAAUAUAAAUGAAAAUUCAGUAAAUAAUUGGUCAACAAAUAUAGGAAAUAAAAAUAUAGAUUUUACUUAUAGCUAUGAUAAAUAUGGCAAUUCUUUAAGUGGAGAUUGUAAUGAGGAUGGGAAAAAUAAUGAAAUAGAAGAAAAUGUAGAUUAUGAAGAAUAUGUUUUAAAAUGGAUCAUAGAAAGAAAAGCAUUAAAUGAUUUAAGCUCGAGUAUAAUCGAUGGUAGAUAUGAUGAACAAAAAUAUCGUUUAAUGAGAUCUAAAGAAAUAUGUCAUAUAAUUUAUUUAAUAGAAGAUAGUAAUAAUUCAUUUAAAAAUUAUACAAACACAUCCAAAAUAUCCUAUGAAACAUUAACUAAUGUACAACAUAGCAUUAGAUUGAUUAACGGAUUCUCAAUAUUAAGAAGCCAAAGUAUUAAGCACACUUUUCUUUUAUUAUCUGAAAUACAUUCAGAAAUAGUAAAAAAUCUUAAAGGAAUAUGUAAUGUAAAAAAUAAUGAAGAUAUAGUGCAUAAUGAAAACAUAGAAACUUAUUUAAAAAAUAACUCUUCUUCAUGGGAAAUAUGGAAUAAUGAAUCUAAAAAAUCAAAAAAUAAUAUUGUCAAAGAAACAUUUGGAAAGCAACUCAGAUUAAUUAAUAUGUGUGGAGCAGAUGCUACUGAACUUCUUUUAUCCUUAUGGCCAACACCAAUCAAAUUAAAUGAGGCUCUUAACAAAUAUACACAUAAUGGUAUAUUGGCAGAAAAACUUAAAAGAAUUUACUUAAAAAACAGAGAUAUGGUUGGAAAAAGAAAAGUAAAGUCACCUAUUGAUGCUAAUCUGAUAGCGCAAUUAAGGAAAUUAUAUGCCCCAGAUUCGAUUCAGAUGUUUCACCAUAAGGGCAUAGAUUGA